This is a messenger RNA of Arvicola amphibius (Eurasian water vole), 3390 nucleotides long. RefSeq names its product zinc finger protein 189 (gene Znf189). Gene Ontology annotation, biological process: regulation of DNA-templated transcription. The record is from RefSeq and is a predicted model, not a curated record. Lineage: Eukaryota; Metazoa; Chordata; Mammalia; Rodentia; Cricetidae.
GAGCCUUUAUUUCUGGUUUUGCUAAACACAUACACCCCCGCGAAGGAGCGUGGCUUACUGAGGACCUAGGUUCACACGUUAGGUUGGUCCGUCCAGUGUGCCUUUGACACGUGGUUGAUGCUGCUUACUAAGGCAACGAAGGCGCGAGAGAAAAGUGCUCCCAUUAGGAGAGGCUCUGCCAGCCGCCGAAACGCAGGCCGAAGCUUUUCGCUCGGAUCCCUCCUCCACGCUGACUUCUGCAGGGUAAGGACCAGCGUCCCAUCUUAACCCUCUGAACUCGUCUCUCAGCUUCUGGCGAUUUUCGUGGGACGGAACCCAUUGAGAAACCCUCAUCUUUACCUGGAUCGAGACCAAAAGUCCCUACGUGUAGGCAAGGCACCGUUCCACAGCCAGCCUCUUCUAGCAAACCGGCACACACACAGCGCCGCCAUCUUCGACAGGCGUCUCUAAGCUCCCAGACACACCCGAUCAACCAAUCAGAUGCGAGCUUACUGCAGCAGUCCCCGUGGUUGCCUAUUCCAGUGCACACCGGGAAAUGUAGUCCAGUUGCCAUUUGCGGAAGAAAGCAGUGGCGCUCACCCGAUGCAUAUUGGGAGUUGUAGUUGGAGAGGUUCCGUGACGGUUCCGGGUAACGCCUUCUGGUUCAUGGGGGGUGGUCGGUUGUAGCACUGUAGACUGUGAGGUGGAGAAAUUGGCUACAAGGAGACUACAGCGAGGCCUGAAAGACUGCACAGCCGGGCAGGAGACGUGGCUCGGAGUUGGGGGGGCAGCAGGCGCAAUGUCUGAUAUGCCCCUGGGAACGUGACCGCUCCGAGACCGAUGCGGGACCUCACCGGACACAUCGAGUGAGCCUCGUCUUGGCGGGGCCUAAUUUCCAGCGGUCGGCUAGGCCUCACCGGAGCCCCAUUGCUGUGUGGCUGCUAUUCCGGAACGAGGAGAUGGCGACCCCGAGCCCGCUGCUGGAGCCAAAGCAGUUGCUGACAGUUGAGGAUAUGGCUGUGUUCUUCACCCAGGAGGAGUGGGAUUAUCUGGAUCCAGCGCAGAGAAGCCUGUAUAAAGAUGUCGUGAUGGACAGUUAUGGAAACCUGCUCUCGCUCGAUGUUUUAAACAGAAAUAAAGAUGAAGAGCCAACUGUGAAAGAAGAAAUUGGGGAAGACAUAGAACCACCAGGUGUAAUAGUAACAAGAAUCAAAAGUGAAAUUGAUCAGGAUCCCAUAGGUAGAGAAACGUUUGAACUUGUUGGUAGGCUAGAUAAACAAAGAGGGAUCUUCUUAUGGGAAAUACCACGGGAAUCUCUGACCCAGGAACAGAAAAGGUUCAGAGGACACGCUAAUGUCCGAAAGAGACCAAACUCGGGAGAGAAGUGUCAUAAAUGUCAAGAGUGUGGAAAGGGUUUUGUCCGCAAGGCCCACUUCAUUCAGCAUCAGAGGGUCCACACAGGUGAGAAGCCUUUCCAGUGCACCGAGUGUGGGAAGAGCUUCAGCCGGAGCUCCUUUGUUAUCGAACACCAGAGAAUCCACACGGGGGAAAGGCCCUAUGAGUGCAGUUACUGUGGGAAAACCUUUAGCGUCAGCUCCACUCUCAUCAGACACCAGAGAAUCCACACUGGAGAGAGGCCUUACCAGUGUAGUCAGUGUAAACAGAGCUUCAGCCAGAGAAGGAGCCUUGUUAAACAUCAGAGGAUCCACACGGGUGAGAAACCCCAUAAAUGCAGUGACUGUGGAAAAGCCUUCAGUUGGAAAUCGCACCUUAUUGAGCACCAGAGAACACACACUGGUGAGAAACCCUAUCACUGUACCAAAUGCAAGAAAAGUUUCAGCCGAAACUCACUGCUCGUGGAACACCAGAGAAUCCAUACAGGAGAACGGCCUCAUAAGUGUGCUGACUGCGGGAAAGCUUUUAGAUUAAGUACAUACCUUAUACAACACCAAAAAAUACACACUGGGGAGAAGCCUUUUCUUUGUAUUGAAUGUGGGAAAAGUUUCAGUCGGAGCUCGUUUCUUAUUGAACAUCAGAGAAUCCAUACUGGUGAGCGUCCUUAUCAAUGCAAAGAGUGCGGGAAGAGCUUCAGUCAGCUUUGCAACCUUACUCGUCAUCAGAGAAUCCACACAGGAGAUAAACCCCACAAGUGUGAGGAAUGUGGAAAAGCCUUCAGCAGAAGCUCAGGACUAAUUCAGCAUCAGAGAAUACAUAUCAGGGAAAAGACUUCUCCAUACAGUGAAGCUAAGGAAAGUUUUGAUCCUAACGGCAGUCUUGAUACACAGCAGGACGCCUACCCCGAGGAAAAAUCUUACAAAUGUGAGGAGUGUGGGAAAACCUUCAGUGUCAGCGCUCAUCUUGUACAGCAUCAAAGGAUCCACACGGGUGAGAAGCCCUUCCUGUGUACUGUCUGUGGGAAAAGCUUCAGUCGGAGCUCGUUCCUCAUCGAGCAUCAGAGAAUCCACACUGGUGAGAGACCUUACUUGUGCAGGCAGUGUGGCAAAAGUUUCAGUCAGCUUUGUAAUCUUAUCCGACAUCAGGGUGUUCACACCGGUAAUAAACCCCACAAAUGCGAGGAAUGUGGGAAAGCCUUUAGCAGGAACUCGGGUCUCAUUCAGCACCAGAGAAUCCACACAGGAGAGAAACCUUACAGGUGUGAGCAGUGUGACAAAAGCUUUAGUCAACAGCGCAGCCUCGUCAACCACCAGAAGAUCCACGGAGAGGUGAGAGCCCAGGAAGUCUACGAGUGUGACGCUUGUGGUGAAGCCUUUCAUUGUCAGCUGUCUCUAAUUCAGCAUCAAAAGUUGCAUGUUCUGUGGAUGCAGUAAGACUAGAGACACUUGUACGCCCGAACUUGAGACUAGCUACCAAAGUGCAGUUUUAGUAUGGCUCCAGUGUGGGUCAAAUAGAGUGAUAAAGCAAUUUUUCCUUGGCCUUUGCAAAUAGUUUCUAAAGAUCCUAUGAAUAGUGGACAGUGCCUGUGGAAAACUGACCUAACGAUUACUCUUGGUUUUUGUACCCACAGAGAUUUGUUGGUCUGUCUAAACCUAACCUUUUAGGAGAGUUGACUGGACAAAUCAGAAAUGUUCUGAAGGACCAAGUGAAUUAAUGCAAGGGAACUAGGAACAACUGAUGGAAAGCUGGAAAAAAUUCAGAAAGUCUUGUGUUCCCAUCUCCUAGAGUUACCCUUCAGUUCUACAAGUCAAACCCCAGUGAGUAAGCAAGUGUCAUUUGGGAAAGUCCAGAUGUGUUCAAAGUCACUAUACACUCUUUAUCGCUGUCUAAAAACGUUGUGUGGAAAAUGAGUUGUGAAAGGCGGAAGCUCCCCUGCUUCCCGGGGUGAUAAAGUGAGUGAAUCAAGUUGUAAAGGUCUUUGUAGCCUAUUAAACCAAUAAAGUUGUUACCAAGGAG